AUGAUCGCUUCUCUCAGUUUAUUGGGCGUACUUGCCAUACUGGUCGCUAUAUACCGCAAAUACUCGAAGGUAUCAUUGGAUGACGUUCCGGGACCUCAGCCAGAGUCGUUCCUCUUAGGUAACAUGCGCGAGCUGUUGCAAAGCGGGGCUAGCGAAGCCGACUUCAGAUGGCAGAGACAAUUUGGAGGAGUUGUCAAAUUCAAGGGACCGCUCGGGGAAAACAGACUGAUGAUAUCAGAUCCCAAAGCGCUUCAGUAUCUGACCCAUAGCUCGGUAUAUCACUAUACGAAGUCGAACGGGUUCCGCAAGGCCAUUGGUCGGAUUCUCAAUGGUAUGGGUCUUGUGGCCGCCGAGGGCGACGUGCACAGGAGGCAGAGGAAGGUCAUGCUCCCUGCUUUUGGCGGUCCGGAGUCCAAAGCACUCUUCCCUGUAUUCAAGUCCAUAUCCGAAGACCUUGUCUCCCGCUGGCAAGAACUCAUCGACUCCAGUGAAAUGGGAUCGACAGUCGUCAACGCACCACGUUGGCUCAGCCGGGCAACGUUGGACGCUAUUGGAGAAGCCGCGUUCGAUUACAAGUUCGGCGCCUUGAGCGAGGAAGACUCGGAGCUGAAGAGGGCUUACAAUAACAUAGUCUUGACGCUGUUCGGUCUCCCCUCUACCCCGCGCAUUGUCAUCGAAGCCAUUUCGGAAUGGCUACCCACAAAGCCGCUCGUAUGGCUCUUCCAGAAGCUGCCCUUCCGUCGUUUUGCCCGUCUGCGCGAGGCAAGCCGGGCCUCUGUCCGCACCGCAGCCAGGCUGGUCGAAGAGAAAGGACAGGCUUUGCUAGAGGGUAAGGGAAAUAAGGACGUGAUGAGUCUUCUAGUCAAAGCGAAUGCCUCGGAGAACUACAAGGCGAGGUUGACCGAUGAGGAACUCUACGCAGAAAUGCGCAUCAUCCUCUUCGCGGGACAUGAAACGACAUCCAACUCCCUAACCUGGAUGCUUUGGGAGCUCGCGAAGAACCCCAAGAUCCAGACGCGCCUGCGGGAUGAAAUAAGGGCUACUGAGGCUGCCAUCCGGGCUCGCGGAGCCACCGAAUUCUCCCUGGCCGAUAUCGAGAGCAUGCACUACCUGCAGGCGUUCUUGAAGGAGGGACUGCGUUUUCACCCAGCUGCAAACAACAUGUUUCGCGUGGCGAUCCAAGAUGACGUCGUACCUCUGUCAAAGCCUCUGCAUCUCAAGUCUGGUAAGGUGGUCGGGGAGCUGGCAAUCCCGGAAGGUACCAGCAUAGUACUCUCUGUGGCUGCGUACAACAGGGACAAGGGCUUGUGGGGCGAGGACGCGGAUGUCUUCAAUCCGGAAAGGUGGCUCGAUGGCGAGGGCAAGCACAAGAAAGACAUCUCUGUCGGCGUCGUCGGAAAUCUGAUGACCUUCUCUUCGGGAGUUCGUUCGUGCAUUGGCUGGCGCUUCGCUAUGACGGAGAUGCAGACGUUCCUCGUUGAUUUGGUUAACAACUUCGAAAUCGCGAUCGCUUACCCGGAGAAGACCGUACGGCGGGAGGGUUCCGGGCUGGUCUUCCCGGUCGUAACUGGCGAGGAGGCUGAGGGGGUGCAGCUGCCCUUGAGGGUUUCGGUUGCGGCUAGGGAGUAGCCGUGCCAUAUCUACGUCUGUCUGCUCGGUAGGACCUGGACCUGUGUUAGUCGUAGUAGUUUGAUCAAUCCCAACCUGUAACGUAUAUGAUC
This is a messenger RNA of Gloeophyllum trabeum ATCC 11539, 1721 nucleotides long. Its product is annotated as cytochrome P450. Bases 1 to 1629 code for a protein of 542 amino acids. Gene Ontology annotation, molecular function: oxidoreductase activity, acting on paired donors, with incorporation or reduction of molecular oxygen; heme binding; iron ion binding. The transcript is spliced from 12 exons. NCBI's taxonomy places the organism in Eukaryota, Fungi, Basidiomycota, Agaricomycetes, Gloeophyllales, Gloeophyllaceae. The record is from RefSeq and is a predicted model, not a curated record.